AUGGACCAUUCAGACGUCCUGACCAAGAUUCUGGCGGGUGGUGUUGCGGGGGUUUCAGAAACGCUCGUCACUUAUCCCGCGGAAUUCGUAAAGACCCGCCGGCAACUGCACUCCAAAACCGGCGAUGCGCCGCCGAGCUCCCUCUCCAUCCUCCGCGAGACCAUCCGCCGCUCCGGCGUGAAGGGGGUUUACUCCGGCGUGCAGGCCCUCGCGGCUUCCAAUGCGGCAAAGUCGGGAAUUCGGUUCCUCGCUUUCGAGACUACGCGCGCGAGGCUCGAUGACUUGACUAACACGGAUCCGAAGGCUGGAAGGCCGAGGAAGGCGUGGGUCAAUGUUGUCAGCGGACUUAGUGCUGGCGUCGCGGAGAGCAUCGCCGUCGUUACCCCGGGGGAGGCGAUCAAGACGAAGAUGAUCCAUGACGCUUCUUCCUCUGGCGGACGAUUCGCGAAUCGCGGUUUGGUCGGAGCCGUGGGUGUGCUCGUCCGAGAGGAGGGCGUGAGGGGGCUGUGGAGCGGGUUGACGCCGGUGCUGUGCAAACAAGGCACCAACAGUGCAGUUCGCUUCACGACUUUUGCGAUGCUGCAGGAGAGAGUCGCGGCUUGGUGGCCCAGUCUCGACGGAAGCGUGGGUAGCACGCUGAUUCUAGGCGGGAUCAGUGGUGUUUUUACAGUAUACGCGUCAAUGCCCUUUGAUAACAUCAAGACGAGGAUGCAGGCUGUUGACGCGAAAUACAAGAGUAUGUUGGACUGCGCAGCACACCUUGUCCGAAACGACGGUGUGCUGGCGUUUUGGAGAGGGACUUCGCCCAGAUUGGUCCGACUGACGCUGUCGAGUGGUAUCACUUUUACGGUGUACGACCAAGUCGUCCGCCUCAUCAAGUCGACCCGGGUCGGUGGUUCUAAAGGCGACUUACAGCGUGUGUGA
Messenger RNA from Colletotrichum truncatum, 924 nucleotides. RefSeq names its product mitochondrial tricarboxylate transporter. Gene Ontology annotation, molecular function: citrate secondary active transmembrane transporter activity. Gene Ontology annotation, biological process: mitochondrial citrate transmembrane transport. Gene Ontology annotation, cellular component: mitochondrion. Lineage: Eukaryota; Fungi; Ascomycota; Sordariomycetes; Glomerellales; Glomerellaceae. The record is from RefSeq and is a predicted model, not a curated record.